This is a messenger RNA of Cuscuta europaea, 750 nucleotides long. NCBI's taxonomy places the organism in Eukaryota, Viridiplantae, Streptophyta, Magnoliopsida, Solanales, Convolvulaceae. The record is from the annotation of a GenBank genome assembly.
GGAAGGGAAGAGAAGAGAAGAGAAGAGAGGAGAGGAGAGGAGAGGAGAGGAGAAGAGAAGAGAAGAGAAGAGAAGAGAAGAGAAGAGAAGAGAAGAGAAGAGAAGAUUACUCGAUUCGAUUACACAAAAUUGCAGAAGGUAUAUGUGUGGUCGCAGGAGAUUGAAGAAGAAAGGUGGUGGCUAUGGUUGUGAUAUCAAUCGAGCGGCGGCGACUAUAGAAAAUUGGAAAAUCGUUGUUGGUAUUCACCGUAGAUGGCCUGGGCAAUUUGCAUCUACAUCUUAUUGUUGGAGCCGAUCGCCUAUUUUGAGGUUUUAUUAAAUGAAGGGUAAGAAAUUAAAAUGAAGGGUAAAAAGUAAUUAGGAGUCUUUCUUAGGGAAUAAUAAAUUUAAAUUCCUGUUUUGAAAUUCUGAGCAUGUUUUAGUCGUAUGUAGAGCAAUUCUUUCUUUUUAUACAUUGUCUAGUUUCUUAAAGAUGUGCCUUACACUACGUGGAAUCUAUUUCAUCUCACAAUUUUUUUAUAUUGUUACCUAGUAUCUGCAAUGGUGGUGUCUAGUCUCUUACACCCACACUUUUACACGUGGGUUUCAUUUUUAUCUCAUUAUUUUUAUGUAUAGCACCUAUACAUCUCCUUACUCAUUUUAACUUUCAUAUUAAUAUCACUUUCAAUUUACUUUCCAUUCACUUUCAUUACUCGAAUCCCAUGUUUAAUGCAUCAAACCCCCUUAUAAUAUAUAAAUUCGGUGCGUUAA